Molecule: messenger RNA, 2812 nt
Organism: Phasianus colchicus (ring-necked pheasant)
Lineage: Eukaryota; Metazoa; Chordata; Aves; Galliformes; Phasianidae
Source: RefSeq, a predicted model, not a curated record
AUGGCGGCCUCGCCUGCGCCGCUCUCGCGAGAGCCGCGCGCCGCCCCGCCCCGCCCCGCGCCCUCAAGAGGCGCCGCCCGCGCCGCCCGCCCCGCCCCGCCAUGCCGCCGCUCCUCCUGCUGCUCUGCGCCCGGCUCUGCGCCGCCGCCCUCAGCGGCCGCGGCGAGUUCCGCCUGGCCGGGCUCUUCCAGAUCCACGGGCUGCGGCCCGGCCGGCCGCUGGCGCGCGGCUGCGGCGUGUGAGUGGGCGAGGGCUCACGGGAGCCGCCGUUCCCCGCUGCCGCCGCGUGCCCGGCGCAGCUCAACCCGCUUUGCUCGCAGGGCUGCCGCCUUCAGGAGCCACGGCUACCACCUCUCGCAGGCCAUGCGCUUCGCCGUGGAGGAGAUCAACAACUCCAGCGCGCUCCUCCCCAACGUCACGCUGGGCUACGAGAUCCACGACACCUGCACGGAGGCCGCCAGCCUGCACGCCACGCUGCGCGCCCUCGGCCGGAACGGACGGCACCGCAUCGAGCUGCUGAGCGCCCUGCAGCGCUACGAGCCGCGGGCCGUGGCCGUCAUCGGGCCCGACAGCACCCAGCUGGCCCUCACCGCGGCCGCCAUCCUGGGCGUCUUCCUCGUGCCGGAGAUCAGCUACGAAGCCUCUCUGGAGAUGCUGAGCCUGAAGCGGUUCUACCCGUCGUUCCUGCGCACCAUCCCCAGCGAUGGGCAGCAAGUGAAGGCCAUUGCGCUGCUGCUGCAGCACUUUGGGUGGACUUGGGUUGCUCUGGUGGGCAGCGACAACACCUAUGGUAGGGAUGGGCUGAACGCCCUCUACGAGCUGCUGGCCACAAGUGACGUGUGUGUUGCCUACCGGGGUGUCAUCCCUGCAACCAAGGAUGCCAGCAGCCCGGAGUUCCACAAGCUGAUCCAAAUCCUCGUGGACAUCAGGGUCAAUGUCACUGUUGUCUUCUCCAACAGGGGGAGUGCCCAGCCCUUCUUUGAGGCAGUGGUGCAGGAGAACAUCACAGGAAUGGUGUGGGUGGGCUCUGAAGACUGGUCUUUAGCCCAAACCAUCUGGCAGGUGCCCGGCAUCCGAAAUGUUGGCUCUGUGAUUGGCAUUUCGGUUGAGCAGGCAGAGCCCACAAUGCUGAAACGCCUUGAAUCUUGGGAAAAUGCAAAGGAACGUGGUGUGUCUGGAAGUGUUGGCAGCACAGGGCUGGUGGGGGAAAAUGGAUCGAGCAGCAGUGAAGGAGUCCAGCUGAACUGUACCCAGCACUGCCCAGGAUGUCACUUGCUUGCUGAUACCCCAGACAUAUAUGACAUUCAGGCCUCUUACAACGUGUACUCUGCUGUGUAUGCAGUGGCCCACGGCCUCCAUGACCUGCUGGGCUGUGCCUCAGGGGUGUGCAGCAAAGGCAGAGUCUAUCCCUGGCAGCUCCUACAAAAAAUCAAGCAGGUAAACUUCAGCCUGCACAAGAGCCAGAUCUCAUUUGAUGCCAAUGGGAACAUUCGUAAAGGUUAUAACAUCAUUGCCUGGAACUGGGGAGGCCAGAGUUGGGCUUUUGAUGUGGUUGGAGCUUUCACUGUGAACCCUGACCAGCUGCACAUUGACCAGAGCAAAAUCCUGUGGCACACAAAAGAUCACCAGGCUCCUGUCUCAGUCUGCUCCUGGCCCUGUGCAGCUGGGGAGAUGAGGCUGCAGCAGAAUCGCCACAGGUGCUGCUUCAGCUGUGUGGCCUGUCCGGCAGGGACCUUCCUGAACAGAACAGGGGAAGGCAAACAAUCAGAGUCAACUCUAGGGAAGUACUUGAGGCGUGAGGUCAUGGUGCCCCACCAGGACAAAUCACUUACCCGGGCCGUGGCUCCCACUUGGGUGCUGUUCUCUCCAGCCCUGUAUGCCUGCCAGGCCUGUGGGAGGGACGAGUGGGCGCCCAUAGGGAGCGAGACCUGCUUCAACAGGACCGUGGAGUUCCUGUCCUGGGCUGAUCCCCUCUCCUGGGUGCUGCUGAUCCCCACUGUGCUCCUGCUGCUGCUCAUGGCGGCGCUGGCUGUGCUCUUUGCCCGGAACGCCUCCACACCGGUGGUCAGGUCAGCGGGCGGCAAGAUGUGCUUCCUCAUGCUGGGCGCCCUGGCCUGUGCCUGCAGCAGCAUCUUCUUCAACUUCGGGGAGCCCACCUGGCUCUCGUGCCUGGUGCGCUUCCCACUCUUCACCAUCAGCUUCACCGUCUUCCUCUCGUGUGUGGCAACGCGCUGCUUCCAGAUCGUCUGCAUCUUCAAACUGAGCGCGCGGUGGCCGGCACUGCACGAGGCCUGGCAGCGGCGCGGCGGCCCGAAGCUGUUCAUCGCGGCCAGCACAACGGCGCAGGCGGUGCUGUGCGUGGCGGCGGUGGCUUCGAGCCCCGCGGGGCCGCAGAGGCUUUACAGCGUGGCGGUCGAUCGCGUGGUGCUGGAGUGCGGCGCGGGCAGCGCGCCCGGCGAGACGGCCGCCAUACUGUACAACGUGCUGCUCAGCCUGGGCUGCUUCGCGCUGAGCUACGCGGGGAAGGACCUCCCAGCCGACUACAACGAGGCCAAGUGCCUGACCUGCAGCCUGCUGCUGCACCUCGCCUGCUUCGCCGCCGUCCUCUGCACGCAGAGCGCCUUCCGCGGGCGGAGCGCGGCGGUGACGACGGCGCUGGGCUCGCUGGGCACGCUGGCACCGCUGCUGGGCGGUUACUUCCUGCCAAAGGGCUUCGUAGUGCUGCUGCGGCCGCACCUCAAUACGGCCGAGCACUUCCAGCGGGCGAUCCGCAGCUACACGCGGCGCCGCGACGACUAACGUCCAAAGCGCG